AUGUUAAGACACCACAACACGCCGUGUUGGUCCAUUAAACUUCGUGUUUCUUCAAAUCUAGACAUGCCGUGUUGGUUCUUCCACCACACCGUGUUGGUUCCUCCAACACGCCGUGUCCAACCUUCAAAAGAGGAUUUUACUCUCAACUAUUGCUCCUCAAGAUUCUGGGUGUUACAUGUUAGUGAAGAGGAAUUUGUUGAGAAUACACCACCAAUUAAUUUAGUUGACAAUUCGGAAAAAGAUGAUCAAGCAACUCUUAAUAAAAGAAAAAGAACAAGUGCUAAAGAAAAAACGAGUGGCAAAAGAAAAACUAGUGGCAAAGAAACAUCCUCUUGUUAG
Messenger RNA from Lactuca saligna, 339 nucleotides. The record is from the annotation of a GenBank genome assembly. Lineage: Eukaryota; Viridiplantae; Streptophyta; Magnoliopsida; Asterales; Asteraceae.